Lactuca saligna is the source of this 1245-nucleotide messenger RNA. Lineage: Eukaryota; Viridiplantae; Streptophyta; Magnoliopsida; Asterales; Asteraceae. The record is from the annotation of a GenBank genome assembly.
AAAAGGUUUUUUUACUUGGGGGAAUGUAUGUAUGUUAGGAUGAACUUGGAUUGAUAUAUAGUAUUAAGAAAAUGUAAUCAAUUACGUUGACUUACGAAUGUCAACCUUCGUGAGGGACACAAAGGGCAACCACUGCGGACAUUAUGUCGUUAGUGUUUGGGUGCUAUAAAUGGCUCCUGAAUUAGUGAAGUCUAUAAGCAGCACUUGUACAAAAAGUUCACAACAGCUUCAAGGUCACCAUGGCUUCACUUCAUCAUCCAACAAGGUUUUUCUUCAUCAUCACACUUGCCUGCUUCUCCUGGUUUGUGAAACCUAGCGAAGCUGUCUACCAUGGCUACGUACCGAGUCCAUGGACCCUUGCCCAUGCGACAUUUUAUGGGGAUGAGAGUGCAUCUGAAACCAUGGGUGGUGCUUGUGGAUAUGGAAACUUGAUAACUAAUGGAUACGGAACGGAUACAGCUGCUUUGAGCACAACCAUCUUUAGCGAAGGUUACGCCUGUGGUCAGUGUUACCAAAUACGGUGUGUCCAAUCUCCAUGGUGCUACAAAGGAUACACCACCGUUACUGCCACCAACCUCUGCCCGCCUAACUGGUCUCAGGAUUCAAACAACGGUGGAUGGUGUAAUCCUCCCAGAACCCACUUCGACAUGGCCAAGCCUGCGUUCAUGAAAAUUGCUCAGUGGAAGGCUGGCAUUGUCCCUGUCAUGUACCGCAGAGUACCAUGCAAUGCUAUUAGAAAAGGUGGCAUUCGAUUCUCAUUUCAAGGCAAUGGGUAUUGGCUGUUGGUGUACGUGAUGAAUGUUGCUGGAGCUGGAGACAUCAAACAGAUGUGGGUGAAAGGGACAAAGACAGGUUGGAUGAGCAUGAGUCAUAACUGGGGUGCGUCGUACCAAGCUUUUGCUACUCUUAAGGGACAAGCCCUCUCCUUCAGAUUAACUUCAUACACCACCAAACAGACUAUCACUGCCUACAAUGUCGCCCCUGCUAACUGGAACUUAGGGUUGACAUAUCAAGGCAACGUCAACUUCCAUUGAUCUACUGGACGUGUUUACAGUAUUUAAACUACUCUUAAUGUUCUGUCUCUUCAAACGCAUUUGGAACCGUUUGAUUGAGUUGAAGCUAGUACAUCUGCUUCUAUGUUAUAUUGUAUCAAGUUACUGUUUUUCAAAAUGUAAUUUCCGUCCAUCCCAUUAAAAUUAAAGCAUUCUAAUGGGUUAGAGAUGGAUUUUUAACUAGUAUAAAUAU